Messenger RNA from Talaromyces amestolkiae, 1749 nucleotides. RefSeq lists its product as uncharacterized. The record is from RefSeq and is a predicted model, not a curated record. NCBI's taxonomy places the organism in Eukaryota, Fungi, Ascomycota, Eurotiomycetes, Eurotiales, Trichocomaceae. Gene Ontology annotation, molecular function: kinase activity; phosphotransferase activity, alcohol group as acceptor. Gene Ontology annotation, biological process: carbohydrate metabolic process. The transcript has 3 exons. Bases 1 to 1749 code for a protein of 582 amino acids.
AUGGUCCCCCUCUCAAGUGACUACUAUAUUGGAAUCGAUGUCGGCACAGGGAGUGCGAGAGCAUGCAUCAUUGAUGACACCGGUGACAUUGUUGGCCUUGCUGCGGAAGAAAUUAGGACAUGGCAGCCAAAACCUGGAUACUAUGAACAAUCCACUGACAACAUUUGGCUUUGCAUCUGUAAAGCAGUUAAGCAAGCUGUCGCAGAAAGCCGCAUUGAUGUACACUUGAUACGAGGCAUUGGAUUCGACGCUACCUGUUCUCUAGCAGUGUUCGCCCACGACAGUGAUGAACCUAUCUCUGUCACCGGACCGAACUUCGAAAAUAAUAGUCACAAUGUGAUCCUGUGGCUCGACCAUAGAGCGGAGGAGGAGGUCAGGAAGAUUAAUUCCACAGGGCAUAAUCUGCUCAAAUAUGUGGGAGGCAAAAUGUCCAUCGAGAUGGAGAUUCCAAAAUUGUUAUGGUUAAAAAACCACAUGCCGAAGGAGUUAUUUAAUCGUUGCAAAUUCUACGAUCUUACAGACGCUUUGGAGCAUCUUGCCACCGGCAAUGAGAAACGAAGCUUCUGUAGUGUUGUAUGCAAGCAGGGCUUUGUACCUUUGGGCGUUGAUGGAAGCACCGUAGGGUGGCAAGAAGAUUUCCUGAAAGAUAUCGGUCUUGAAGAUCUUACUGAUGAUAAUUUUAAGCGCCUUGGAGGCGUUCACAAAAUCAAUGGCGAGUAUCUGUCCGCGGGUGAUCUCGCAGGCCAUCUUUGCCAACGCGCUGCCCAAGAACUCCAUCUCCCGGCGGGAAUUCCCAUCGGGAGUGGAGUUAUCGAUGCAUACGCCGGCUGGAUUGGCACUGUAGGUGCGAAGGUUAACGAUCUCGCCGAAGACGAUCUUGAUAUAUGCUUAUCACAGUCUUUCUCCCGUCUUGCUGCUGUUGCUGGAACGUCAACCUGUCAUCUUUUGAUGUCUCCUAAACCAGUAUUUGUUGAUGGUAUAUGGGGCCCCUACCGAGAUUGUCUCAUCCCAGGUUACUGGAUGGCAGAAGGAGGCCAAUCCGCGACUGGGCAACUGCUCAAACAUGUACUCGAAACUCAUCCAGCUUAUAAGCAGGCUAUCUUCCAAGCAAAUUCUACUAACAUGGACAUAUACGAUUUUCUCAACACUCAUCUCGCGGGCAUGAAAGAGACUACUUCUGCGCCGUCUAUCGCAUAUCUGGGUCGAUACCUCUUCUUCUAUGGCGAUCUAUGGGGCAAUCGGUCACCAAUUGCUGACUCCGAUAUGUCUGGAUCGAUUGUAGGCUUAUCCGCAGAUGUCAGCCUUGAAAACCUCGCACUAUACUAUUAUGGAACAAUGGAGUUCAUUGCACUUCAGACAUCCCAUAUUGUGGCCAAGAUGAAUGAGUCUGGCCACGAUAUUCGCUCUAUUUUUAUGUCCGGCUCUCAGUGUAAGAACAAUAUUCUAAUGUCACUCAUUGCAACGGCUUGCAAAAUGCCCGUCGUUAUUCCCCAAUAUUCUCAUGCAGCGGUCUGCCAUGGUGCCGCAAUUUUAGGCGCUAAAGCCGCAACGGCGGACAAUACUGGGAAGACGGAAAUGCUAUGGUCGAUUAUGAAAAGGAUGAGCAAGCCUGGACGGGUCAUCAAGCCAACGCAGACACCAGGGGUCAAGGACUUACUAGAGGUGAAAUAUAAGGUGUUUCAUGAACAGUGUGAUAGGCAGAGAGCUUUUAGAAUGAUGGUCGAUAGUAUUCUCAACGAUGCCCUAUGA